UGCAGCAGAGUGGUUCCAGAAGCGUUAUACUGGAGCCCGUUCAGCUUGCUUCUCCAUACCAACCUCAAUCAUGGUCUGAUUUCCAGACUUACGGCCGCACCCAAACACAGGCGGGGUACCCCGUUCAGGGGAAAGGAUCUUCCACCACCCCUCGCGUUCACAAAUGAAGGGUCCAGGAAGAGGCAAGGCCAGCGACACUACCAGGACGCCAUCACGCCGUCUGGUAUGCCCAUUCCUUUUGUGGGCGGGAGACCCGCAGUCCGGCGCAACUCUCCCAGAUUCAAGCACGUCGGCCCCCGGCGCCGCUCGGACGGUGCACCGUGCUUCCCAUUCGACGUCCGAACGUUGAACACUGCAGAACCCGAGGUCCGAGCGGGCAUGUCAGACUGUGGAUGGUGCUGGUGCUUAGGUGGUGCUGUUCCCGCGGUCCGUCCGACCUUUCGGGGCUUGGGGAGCCUCACAAUCACAGAAGUCUUGCGCGGAGAAGCGAGAGAAACAAGCUUCCGGAUGAAACCCACGUUGUUCGAUCACUGCUGUUGCAGAUACUAUAGUACGAGAUUCCAACCCCGAGAAACUGGAUGA
Messenger RNA from Colletotrichum paranaense, 582 nucleotides. RefSeq lists its product as uncharacterized. Lineage: Eukaryota; Fungi; Ascomycota; Sordariomycetes; Glomerellales; Glomerellaceae. The record is from RefSeq and is a predicted model, not a curated record. The transcript has a single exon. The annotation marks the transcript as partial.